GCAGCAUGGCAGUGAGUGACGAAUGGGUCCAACCAAUGCCGCACGGAGGUGCCUAGAGCGGCGACUUCUAGAUGUAGCACAUGGAAAUGAAUGACCGAAAGAUCAAAGUUGGAAUUGCGAUGGAACAGAACGCUGAGAGAAGGAAGAGGGAGCAGAGCGGGACCAGAGAGGCGAGCAGAUGCUUGCAUCACUCUGCACACUCUCUUUACGUUCCUUUCUGCUGCCUAACCUUAACCGGAGGACAACCGAUAUCCUUCAACAUGACCUGCUCAGAUUCGCUGCGAUGGUGCUGACGCAGUUGGACGAAUCUACCCCUGCAAUUUAACCCAUUCAGGAGCAAUCCACCAAAGCUGAUUAGCACCACUUAUGCUACAAUAUUACAAUGAGGCUAGGCAAGGUGCGAGACGCAAGGAGAGUGUAGAAGAUGGAGAAUCAUGGGGAAAUUGAAGAGGCGACAGCUCAUCCUCAGAACCUCUACACCAUCUUGCUGCUGGUUCUGGUGUUCUUUGUGAUGGGGCUCACGGGUGUCCUACUUUGUCACAUCUUGAAGGAGAAGGGCUAUCACUGCCGGACAUCACAGGAGAUGGACACAGAACAAGAGGAUACUACUUCACCAGAGGAUAUUCAGGAGAUUAGCAAAUCGAACCAGGAUACUGUUGGACAGAUUGUGCAGUGCAUCAUUGAAAAUGAAGCUAACGUGGAGGCUCUCAAUGAACUGCUAAGGGAACAUGAACAGGUGAAACCUCCAGUACCCAGUCCAAUAUUCCCUGAACCAGUUGUGACAAAAGCUCCUUCCCUGAUCCCUCACCAUCACACUGUACAUUCUGUGGCAGCAGGAAGUGCUGGAUCAGCCUGUUUGAGCUGCAAUCAGAGAAGGAAGAGAUCUGCAAUGCAGAUGCACAGACGGGCCAAAGAGACCAAGAGCAGGAAUCACGGAGUGGAGGUCACUGUCCUGUCUGUUGGCAGGUUUCGAGUUACCCGUGUUGAGAAGGGUCAAUGGGCACAGGAAUUGAACAGGUUACCUGUGAUUGAAGCGUGUUCUGGAGGUCAUUCAGUCACAACACAGACAGAACCAGACUAUGAGAAACACAUGACCCAUGUAAGCACAGCAAAUGAGGGGACAGAAAAGGAGUCUGAUCCUGCCCAGCUGUGACUCUGGAACUAGCUUCUCACAGGGCUCUGUCUUCCCUUCUGGACAAGGCCCAGACAGCCAGUGACAGGCCAGAGAUGAUAAUACCAAAGGCCUAGAUUGAUCUCAGCACUAGUCCCCAACUCUGACCCCAGGAGGAGCCUCAUGAUCAAGGCUACAUUGUCCCUCUGGUCCAUCUCACACUCUGCACUUGGGAGGUGCAAUCACCACUUCUCUGAGUGCAGCUGGGAAUCUAGCACCAGAUAAAGAGCCAGUGAGGCAGAAAGAUGGUCAGCAAGCUGGGGCGCCAUUGGCUGAUCUGAUUGUAAACUCAAAUCCAUGUUGCCCUAAGAACUUGGAGACAAUAAGGACUGCAGAUGCUGGAAGCCAGAGUCUAUAGAUGUGAGGCUGGAAGAGCUUCCUUUGUUAACAUUUCAGCCUGACUGAGAUCUCUGAGACUGUGCUGAGCAUGGGUGUGGAUGGGAAGGGGAAAUGUGGGGUCUCAUCCCAACCUGAACAGAUUGCUUGUCAACUUGUCCACUCACCUCAAUGCAAUACUGUAGUUCAAUUCUCAUCAGUUCCAAAAGAGGACUUAAGAGAAAUGAGUGUGUGCAGCCCAGACCUGCACAGAUCUCUUGCACACUCUGCUGGCAUUAGUCAGCAAUGCAGUCCUUUCUCACAGCUGGUUCACAGAUACCCUCUGGGAAGAAAAUUAAUGUUCAGUGACAUUGAAUCACUCAUUACAGUUUUCUGCUGGAAAUAAUUAGACCAAUCCCAGACAAUGAGGAACCCUGAGGCCUGAUGCAUUAGAACAAUGUAAGAGGCAGCGAGGAAGAAAUGCCAUCUUAAAAACACUUGCAUUUCUGCAUUCUUUCAUGACAUCAAAAGCAUUCAGAGACAGCGAAGUACCUUUGGAGCAUACUGAUUGUGGGAAACACAGCACGUAGCAAACUCCCACAAAUGGCAAUGUGUGGUACUUCCCAAAUAAUCUGUUUUACUUUAAAGUAAAAUUAAGAACUGCAGAUGGUGGAGUUACGAAACAAAAAACAGAAAUUGUUGGAGAAACUCAGCUGGUCUGGCAGCAUCUGUGCAGAGAAAGCAGACUUAACAUUUUGAGUCCAGACACCUUACUUCAGAUCUUCAGUUGGUGUCUGUGCCUUCAGACACCUAAGCCGCAUGCUCUGGAAUCCCCCGUUCUCAGACUCAUUUUCAACUGUUGAGUCACUAAUUCAGACCUACCCCUUUGACCAAGCGUAUGGCCACAUUGCUCCAUAUAGCUUUUGUGGCAUAUUGGUGGUGUCCCUAGCUCUGGGCCAGAAGAUCUGGGGUCAAGUCACACCUGCUCCAGAGGUGUAUCAUAACAUAUCUGAACAGGUUGAUUAAAAAUAUCUUUGGCCAUCUGACCUCAUGUCUUCUUAAGUGGCUUGCUUUCAUACUUAGUUUUUAGAAAGCCCCUGUAAUGACGCCUGAGAUGUUUCAUUAUGUUGAAGGUGCUUCACAAAUAUAAGUUUUUGUUGAAAGGCAAAAAGCAAGCACAGAGCAAAAUAAGCAGUCAGUUUGAAGAGUGACACCUACAGAGGUAGGCCAUUCAGCCCAUGAGGCCUUUGCUAGCUCUUUAAAGAGCUGUCCCACUUCCCUCCUCUUUGCCCCAUAUGAUGGAUAAAUACUUAAAGAGGGAAGUUCCCACUUACCUCGAGAAAUUUAUUGUCGAAUCUGCUUCGGGUGCCCCUUGGUUCAGGUUUCAUUCUGAGCUCGAUUUGCCUGAUGGGCCAAGUCAGGUUUCACUCACAGAGAGUUGGGAAUCGAUCUGACCAGAUCACAGCAGGCUCAAGUAUUGUAGCUCCAGCUUCAGAUGUCAGCUCCUACUCUACUUGACAGCCAUUAUACGAACAAGUGAAUUAAGAGCUGUAUUAAGCCAUACUUUAUGAUUCUAUUGGCUCUUCAAGCCUUCUCCACCAUUUAUUAAGAUCAUGAGUGUUCUGUUUGAGUUCCAAAUUCUGAUUAACAGCAUGAUCUGUAUGAUAAGCGAGCAGUUCAGAUGGUUAAACAGCCUCUUCCUGUCUAUGUGUGCCCAGUUCUGAACUGCUCAGUUUGUUCUAAAUCUUUUCAACUGCCCCAGUUCUCCUGCCUUGGGCUCUCCCCUCCAGCUUCAUGUAUUUCCAGCACCUCUUGCAUUGUUUUCAGGGUGAGCUGACCGUUUGCUACAGAGCCUUAACUCACACCAGGGAUCUGACCCAGAUGUGGCCAGCUUGGGAUAGCUUGAGGGAUUUCCAGCUCAGAAACAAACCGAUUGCCUCAGCUGCUCCACUGUUCUUCAUGCUCCACACAAGCUUCCUCCCAUCCCUUUCCAUCUAAAUCCUACCAGCACAUCCUUCCAUCCCUUUCUUCUUCAUGUACUUGUCUAACUUGCCCCAAAAUGUAAUUAUGUCAUUCACUUCAACUAUUUCCUGUUGUAGCAAGCUCCACCUGCUCAUUACUCUGUAGCUUUAGAAGUUUAUCCUAAUUUGGCCUUUAUCCUAUUGGCUUCAUUGAUGACUUUUUUUUAAACAUAUGGUCCCUAGUUCUGGCCUCCCCAUAAGUGAGACAUCUUCCUCAUUCCCAUUCCUGAAAAUCAAACUCGAUCAUAAGAUGAAAGGCUAAUAACAAGAAGGGAAUUGACAACAUGCACAAGGCAUCAGAAUGAACUGAAGAUUUAUUUACAUGCUUUUAUUUACAUUGGAGUGCUACAGUUGACAGGGCUAAGUGUGUUUUCAUCCAAAAGACUCUCCCUCAUCGCUUCUCAGAUAAUUCAGCACCCCCUCACGACUGUUUCUCUGACAGCUGCUUUGAUCCACUACUGCUGCCCCGACAAUGAAGCUCUCCCUCAGUACUACAUCUCUGUCAGUGCGACCCUUCCCCACUGUUGCUUCCCAGAUGAUGCAGUACCUCUUUAGUGUUGCAACUCUGACAGGGUAGCCCUCCUCUAGCACCGUUUCUCCUCAGCACUGCCCCUCCAACAAUGCAGAGCACCCUUGGUACUGGAAUGAUUAUCCUGGCUUAGAUUUAUGUUGCAAAACUCGGGAAUGACUUCUGACCAGAGUCACGGCUGAUCCUGAAAGCAACUUUGUCAUCUCAACCCUAAAUCCCUGCAGUUCCCCAAAUUUGGUCUUUGUCGCAUGUCACACACUCAAAAGCUUAGUUUGAAGUAUGUUGUUGGUUUAUUAUUCCUGUACAAUGUGCUUCCAGAUUCAGAUUUGAUUAAAAAAAAGACACUCUCUCCACAUUCUGAAGCUGAGAAAGAAAGGCUAACAUUUCGAAAGCAUCUUUCACAAUGGCAGGAUGAUCCACUGUCCUUUAUAGCCCAAUGAAGUACUUUCUUCAAACCUGGUCACUGAAAUAAUACGUGAAACAUGAAAGCCAAUUUAUACACAGCAGGAUGCCACACACAACUGUAAAAUAAAUAAUACAAGUUUAUAUAUUGGUUAAGAGGGAUACAUGUUGUCUGGGACAAUGGGAAUUAUUCUCUUUUCCGGUAUGUUGUCAAAAACUCUGCGCUAAGCACACUGCAUUUUUCCCCCUGCAGGCUAUUCGGCCCCUCAAGCCCUCCCACCAUUCAAUGAGAUUGUGGCUAAUCUGAUUGUGGCCUUUCCUGCCUACUCCUAAUAGCCUUUGAUUCCUUUGUUCUUGAGCCAGACUAAACCCCUUAGAAAGACAUUCUUCCCACAAUGCUUCACUCUGAACCACCUUCAAUCCACCUCAUUCACUCCUGCUCCUGUCAGAAAGCCAGCACCAGGGAUGUUAAAAUAAAACAUAAAACAAUUCUGCUCCCCUACUUUCUCCCUAUAUCUACCUUUUCUUUUCCAAAUACUUAUCCAGUUACCUGUUGAAAGGUACUGUAUAAUCUGCUUCCAGGCAGUUCAGUCAACAACUUGGUGGCCUGGCAUAUCUCCUGCUCUAUCAUUACCAUCAUGCCUGAGAAUCAACCCUAGUUCAAUGGAGAUUGCAGGAAGGCAUGCCAGGAACAGCACCAGGCAAACCUAAAAAUGAGGUGUCAACUUGGUGAUGCUACCAAACGGGAUUACUUUCACAUGAAUGGUGGUGGCCAAUUAAACAGGUAACUAGAGAAGGAGCCUCGACAAGCAAUCCCCACCCUGUUUGACAGGGAACACAGCACAUCAGUGCCAAAGAUAAGGUUGAAGCAUUUAUAACAAUCUUCAGCCAGACAUGCCAAUGAUCCAUUUCACCUGCCAGGCUCCAACCAAUGCAACACACUGCAAUGUGAUAUCAACAAAAUAUGAGCAGGAAUAGACCAUACAAUUCUUUGAGCUUAUUCUGCUACUCAAUGAGAUCAUGGUUGAUAUGUAGUCUAAUUGCAUAUACCCAUAUCCUUUAUACCUUUGGUUAAGAAAAAUUUACCUCGGAUUUAAAACUAACAACUAAUUCAGCAUCCACUACCAUUUGUUGAAGAGAGAUCCAAACAUCUCCCACCCUUUGUGUAUGGAAGGGCUUCCUAACAUCUCUCCUGGAUGAUCUGACCCUCCAUUUUAGAUCAUGACCCCUAGUUUUAGAAUCUUCAACCUGUGGCUAUAGUUUAUCUUUAUCUAUCCUGUCUUUUUCCAUUAAUAUACUGAAGACUUUGAUCAGAUCACCCUUUAACCUUCUAAAUUGUAGAGAAACCAGGCCUAAUUUGUAUUCUCUACUAAUAACCUAAUCCCUGAAAUCCAGGUGUCAUUCUUGUAAACUUCCUUCUUAACGUCUGGUGCCCAGAUCUGCUCACAGAACUCCAAGUCAUAGCUAGUGGGAGGCGAUGGCCUAGUGGUAUUAUCGCUGGAUUGUUAAUCCAGAGACCCAGAU
Molecule: messenger RNA, 5962 nt
Organism: Stegostoma tigrinum
Lineage: Eukaryota; Metazoa; Chordata; Chondrichthyes; Orectolobiformes; Stegostomatidae
Product: RELT-like protein 2
Exons: 9
Coding region: 425-1153 (242 amino acids)
Biological process (GO): positive regulation of cell-substrate adhesion; positive regulation of p38MAPK cascade
Source: RefSeq, a predicted model, not a curated record